Messenger RNA from Zophobas morio, 1683 nucleotides. Its product is annotated as probable cytochrome P450 305a1. The transcript is spliced from 6 exons. Gene Ontology annotation, molecular function: heme binding; iron ion binding; oxidoreductase activity, acting on paired donors, with incorporation or reduction of molecular oxygen, reduced flavin or flavoprotein as one donor, and incorporation of one atom of oxygen. Bases 70 to 1557 code for a protein of 495 amino acids. The record is from RefSeq and is a predicted model, not a curated record. Gene Ontology annotation, cellular component: cytoplasm; intracellular membrane-bounded organelle. Gene Ontology annotation, biological process: xenobiotic metabolic process. NCBI's taxonomy places the organism in Eukaryota, Metazoa, Arthropoda, Insecta, Coleoptera, Tenebrionidae.
GGUUUAGUGUUGAGUGAUCGCUUUAGAAUUAACUGGUGUUCAUUACGCUAGUAUUACAUAAAUACCGAGAUGUUUUUUUUAAUAAUAUUCGUUUUUAUUUUAUUGGUGCUUUAUGUGAUAAAAGAGAUGAAAAGGCCGCAAAAUUUUCCUCCAGGUCCUAUGUGGUUACCAUUUAUUGGUAAUCUGCACGAACUGAAAAAAUUGUCCAAAUUUUUGGGAGGUCAGCAUCAUGCACUACAAGAAUUAGCUCAUAAAUACAACACUAAUGUACUAGGAUUAAAAUUAGGAAGCGAGUACAUAGUUACUGUUUUUACCUAUCCUCUUAUCCGAGAAGUUCUAACUAGUGAAGAAUACCAAGGAAGACCUGAUAAUUUCUUUUUAAGACUGCGCUGUAUGGGAAAAAGAAAUGGCAUUACGUGCACUGAUGGAGAAAUGUGGAGUAAUCAACGAAAUUUUGUUAAUCGCCACUUAAGAAAUUUAGGUUUCGGUAAAAAACAAAUGGAAGAAAUGAUACGAGAAGAAGUGGUUGAAGUACUGAACAUUUUGUACACCGAUGGAGGCGAUAUUAAUGUUGACAAGUUCUUAGCACCCAGUGUUCUAAAUGUUAUAUGGGCAUUAAUAACGGGUGAACGAAUAUCUAGGGACGAUAGUCAAUUAAAGGAGUUGUUAGAUUUGUUCAAUCGUAGAUCUAAGGCCUUUGAUAUGACUGGUGGUACUCUUUCCUUGUACCCAUGGCUGAGGUACAUUUUACCCGAAUGGAGUGGUUAUAAUUUAAUCCAAAGGGUGAAUGCCAAUAUGAAAAAUUUUUUCAUGAAAACCAUUUACGAGCACCAGCAGUCGUGGAAAGAAGGAAAAAAUGAUGAUUUAAUAUAUCGAUAUAUUUCUGAAAUGAGAGCAAACAAUAAUGAUGAUGAAGAUUUUAUUGAGGAACAGUUGGUAAUGAUUUGUUUAGAUUUAUUUAUUGGGGGUGCUCAAACGACCAGUGGAACAUUAAAUUUUGCUUUUCUUUUAAUGAUAAUGUAUCCUGAUAUACAGAAAAAAGUACAAAACGAAAUUGAUGAAAAUUUUGAAAAAGGAUCUAUUAUAGACUAUUCCGAAAGACAUAAAGUUCCUUACGUAGAAGCAGUAUUAAUGGAAAUUAUGAGGUUUCGCCAUGUGAUUCCGGUGAGUGGUCCCAGACGAGUGAUGCAAGAAACCACUUUAGAUGGAUAUACCAUACCAAAGGAUACUACGGUUUUAAUAAGUUUAUAUUCAGUUCAUAAUAGUCCGGAAUAUUGGAAUAACCCUGAAAUUUUCGAACCAGAACGAUUUUUGGAUGAAAAGGGUUGCUUAAUAACCAAUGAACGGCUUCUUCCAUUUGGACUAGGGAAAAGACGUUGUCUAGCGGAAGUUUUAGCAAAAACUUGCAUAUUUAUGUUUUUUGUCGAAAUUUUAAGAAAAUAUACAGUUUGUCUUGCUCCAGGAUCAGAACCGCUUACUGAAAAAUAUAUUCCUGGAAUAAUAUUGUCUCCUACACGUUAUCAAGCAAGAUUUGUAGCAAGGACAACAAAUAUAUGAAUCGUAACCGCGUAACUUAGUGUAUAUUUACUUAAAUUGAAAUUGUGUAUUAUUUAGAAUUGUCAUAAAAUUUGCAAAAGAUCUCAUCCUUAACGAUUAUUUUUGAUGAAAAUAUCUAACAGUAUA